AUGGAGACUACUGUUUCUUUGCCUCUGGCACAUUCCUCUUUCAUGCCCCCUCGCAUGGCCAAGAUGGGGGGAACAUGGGUAAGAUACUCGGCUAUCCCAGCGAGACGGAGCAACAACUCCAUGUCCCGUUCUCUCGGCCCCAAGCACGAGCACGAGCAGUUCCUUGCAGGCAUUCCCCCUUCCGCCCCCUUCUCACACACCUUGCGGAGGGGCAAGAGGGCAUACGAGUUACAGGCAAUAUUCAUCAAGAGCAACUCAAGUACACUCGGUACUCUAUACUUUGGAGUUCGCUACAAGUACGAAUGGAAAGAAAAGAGACGACAAGAGUAG
Molecule: messenger RNA, 330 nt
Organism: Trichoderma virens Gv29-8
Lineage: Eukaryota; Fungi; Ascomycota; Sordariomycetes; Hypocreales; Hypocreaceae
Exons: 3
Coding region: 1-330 (109 amino acids)
Source: RefSeq, a predicted model, not a curated record